AUGUUUAUCAUUCGUAAGCGGUACUUUGGCUUUACCCAUGGCUUAGGCGCUAUCAAUAGGCGGCUGUACAAGGAGGUCCCCAUCUGCGCCUUCCAGAAGAGACCGUUCAGCACGAAGAACUUUUACGAAAUCCUAAACGUGCCACGAAGCAGCAGUAAAAAUGAAAUAAAGCAAGCGUAUCGCAAGCUGGCCCUGAAGUAUCACCCAGACAGAAACCCCAACAACAGAAAAGAAUCGGAGAAAAUGUUCAGGCAAAUAACAGAAGCAUAUGAAACGUUAAGUGAUGAAAAUAAAAAGCAAAUGUAUGACUGUCAACUGAAUAAUGGUUUUCAUGGGGGGCACUUUGGUAACCACUACGGCAACACGAAUAGCAAUGGCCAAGCAAAUUACACCUACCAGACGAGGAGAAUGUCCGAUGAGGAAAUCGAACAGGUCUUCAAGAAAGUCUUUGGCACCAUGAACAUUAAUGAGCUUUUUAAGUCCAAUGUGUUUGGGCAGGGCAAUUUCUCCCCCAGAGGGAUGGAAAGUGAUUUCUUCACAAAUUUCGGAGUACCGGGAUCCUAUCGGAGCAGCAGUGACAAUAUAAAACAGACGAACAUAAAAACGGAGAUCAUCCCGCGCGGAAACAAAAUAAUUGAAAAGACGACGAAAAUAAUUACCUACCACAACGGGGUCGUGAAGCAGGAGAUCACGGAGCGGGAGAUAAGCGGCAACAGCAAAGGUGCAUGA
This is a messenger RNA of Plasmodium fragile, 729 nucleotides long. RefSeq lists its product as uncharacterized. NCBI's taxonomy places the organism in Eukaryota, Apicomplexa, Aconoidasida, Haemosporida, Plasmodiidae. The coding region runs from base 1 to 729 and encodes 242 amino acids. The transcript is spliced from 5 exons. The record is from RefSeq and is a predicted model, not a curated record. Gene Ontology annotation, cellular component: mitochondrion. Gene Ontology annotation, biological process: mitochondrion organization; negative regulation of apoptotic process.